Molecule: messenger RNA, 1158 nt
Organism: Suillus bovinus
Lineage: Eukaryota; Fungi; Basidiomycota; Agaricomycetes; Boletales; Suillaceae
Exons: 2
Coding region: 296-1006 (236 amino acids)
Biological process (GO): C-terminal protein methylation
Cellular component (GO): membrane
Molecular function (GO): protein C-terminal S-isoprenylcysteine carboxyl O-methyltransferase activity
Source: RefSeq, a predicted model, not a curated record
GAUACAGAAGCCGCUUUAUGAUCAACUAUUUAGGACGACGCGAGCAACGCGGUGAUUCGUGCUAUGGUGUCUUCCCCGCUGGGUUUGGGAUGGUUCCCUGCCAGUGCAUCAGUGGCAUCGACAUAAUGAUCAGUUUUUGCAAGUCUUCAUGAACUUAUCUUCUGGAUUCUCUAAGAAAUUCCCAGUUCACAUCUUCUACCUCGUAAUUGCACGAGGAUUGAGUAUCUGAACUUCAACCCUUGACGCGACGCCAACGAAUAAAAGCGUUUGCGAAGGUAGAGCGUUCUUCAGAAAGAUGGAGUCCCUUCUCAAAAUACUACUCAUUCUCUCGCCUCCUAUUGCGAUGCACGUAACAUUCACGCCUCCCCCUAUCCCCACGGGUGACCAUGAUGCCCAUAAUAAAUUCAUUGAGUGGAUUCUUCUUCAAGAUGCUGACUACGGUCUACCGAUUACAAAGGCAAUUUCAUGGACUAUUGCUUUUACAGAACUCGCUAUCACUACCUCACAUGCUAUGGACACCAACAUUUUCAUUUUUCCCAACGGGUUACAAGCGGUAAUUGGCUCACUCCGUGCAAUUCAAGACGUUCCCGUCACUUCCCCUUUCCUUUUUGGCACCUCACUUAUUGUCAUUGGGACAUUCAUCCGCUGGCGGUGUUUUCGCAACCGUGGUCAGUUUUUCACAUUCGAGCUCAGUGUUCGCAAAGGACACCAGGUCAUCACGAAUAGACCGUACGGGGUGGUCCGUCAUCUAUCUCACGCGAGAGCUGUUCUGCUGUCCAUUGGCCAGUUUAUAUUGCACGGAUCACUGUCUUCAUUGGUCAGACGCUCAAGGAUUUCAAACGUACCUGCGUUGAAAGCGAUUGCGGUGGUAGCGCUGAUGGGGAGAAUGAUUGUUAUAGUAUGCCUCAUCAUCAAGAUCAGGCACGAGGAUCAAAUGGUCAGGUCAAUUUCCAGGAGCGGAAGAAGUGGACCAAGGCAGCCAAGUGCCACCUCAUUCGGGACGUGAUUUGUCCGGAAAAAAGCGAUCACUUGAGGGACACGACAUCAAUGGCCUGGAAAUUAUUGAAGAAAUCAGGCAUCGCAAGAAGUACCUUGUCUCCGAUGACGACGAUGAAUCAGAGGACGUUGACCGGCGCGCCAUGCUGUGGUAAUGAACAA